Manis javanica (Malayan pangolin) is the source of this 1110-nucleotide messenger RNA. RefSeq names its product transmembrane protein 14A (gene TMEM14A). NCBI's taxonomy places the organism in Eukaryota, Metazoa, Chordata, Mammalia, Pholidota, Manidae. Gene Ontology annotation, biological process: regulation of heme biosynthetic process. Gene Ontology annotation, cellular component: mitochondrial membrane. The record is from RefSeq and is a predicted model, not a curated record.
CGCAUGCGCGCAGCAGGCAAGGCGCCGCGCGGAACCGGGAACCCUCGGAAGGCUAGAGCUGAGCGUCUGGAGGCGCCGGCUGCUGGGAACACUUCCGGCCUCUAGGUGCGAAGCUUGCCGCAACUGACUCUCGACUUUUUCCUUUCUAGCAGUGGAGGGGGCUCGGGUCGCAGAUAUUGAGGAUUUUCCAGUGUUGCCUCCUGUCCAGGGCCCUCAUCUCCUGUGCCUGGCAUUCCCUCCACCUCGGGCCCUUCCUCGCACUUGAGAAUCCCACCUUGCCAAUGGACCUGAUUGGUUUUGGUUACGCAGCCCUUCUGACAUUUGGAAGCAUUUUGGGAUAUAAGCGGAGAGGUAGUGUUCCAUCUUUGAUUGCUGGUCUUUUCAUUGGAUUUUUGGCCUUUUAUGGAGCUUGCCGUGUCUCCAUUGACAAGCGAGAUGUGAAACUCUCUCUGUUUACAGCUUUCUUCCUGGCCACCAUAAUGGGUGUGAGAUAUAAGAGAUCCAAGAAGAUAAUGCCAGCUGGCCUGGUUGCAGGUUUAAGCCUUAUGAUGAUUCUGAGACUUGUCUUACUGCUGCUCUGAGGAUCUGGAGGAACUGAAACCUAACUUCAUGUCAUUUAGUUAUGUACUGUAACAGGUAGAGCAUACUCUUUGUAUUUAAAGGAUCAAUUUCAACAUGAAAUAUUAAAUGUUUUAUUUUAUGUUAGAAUUAAAAAAAGACUGCCACCUCUAAUAUAAACACUAGUUUGAGGGAUUUUUUUGAACUGUUUUCUAAUUGUCAGUACUGGUUUCACUAAAGGUAUUUAAUAAAUCAUGAUACACACUUUCAUUUGUUGGGUCUAGUUUUAUAAAUGUGGUAUUUUUUGACAAUUCCAAAUACUCAUGUCUAAACUACAACUUAUAAGAAGAUGGAAUGCCCUAAGUGGACUUCACAGAAUGCUAAUUUAUCUAUUUGUCAUUUGUGUUAUAGUAGAAAUUGUAUUUUUUCCAUUUUAAUUGUAUUGCUACCAGUAUGAUUUUUUUCCUUUAGAAAAACUCCAUUCUCAGCACACUCUGUGUACUAACAGAAAGUAUUCAGUGUUCAAAUAAAAGACAUUCUGUUUUAAACCUC